Molecule: messenger RNA, 2974 nt
Organism: Notolabrus celidotus (New Zealand spotty)
Lineage: Eukaryota; Metazoa; Chordata; Actinopteri; Labriformes; Labridae
Gene: ccdc22
Product: coiled-coil domain containing 22
Exons: 16
Coding region: 486-2387 (633 amino acids)
Biological process (GO): positive regulation of ubiquitin-dependent protein catabolic process
Molecular function (GO): cullin family protein binding
Source: RefSeq, a predicted model, not a curated record
GCAGUUUUCCGGUCAUGAGACUGUCCCCCCUGGUGCAUGCUGGGAAAUGUAUUCCUCGGUCGCUCAUUUCCCAUUUGUUCUUCUCUGUAGUAGAGCAGGAUGAAACUCUACCUCCCACCGACACCGCCGCUCUGUUCGCUCAUUACUUCGUUUCCACAGUGAACAAGACAGAAAUGUCAGAUUUGUUAGGUUUGUGUGACUUACCCCGGGUCAGCUGUAGUUUGAGCGGAAUGUAGUUUAUUUAUAGUAGAAACACGUCUUAGUAUCAGUGCGGUGAGUAAAGACGAUGGUUUCUGUCAGGGAGGUCUGUAUAGCUGUUCACGGCUAGUUCCUAAGUUAGCUCUCAGAAGAUGGAAGCUAGUUCUCUAGCCAUGGAUAACCCACACUAACACAAGCUCACUUCGUGUUAAUUAAUAACCCAGCCUGCAUCAGAUGCUUCGCUGUAAACCUGCCUAUUAGCUAGCGAGCAUAUCUUCAGAGUAAAGAUGGAAGAAGUGGACAAAAUCCUGAUUCACGCCCUCAAACAAGUCGGCACAGAGGUGAGUGAGGAGGUGGGCAGUGUCAAACACUUCACCAGUGAGCUGAUCGUGGAAGCGGUGGUCCGAUGUAUCCGGGUGAUAAACCCCGGCCUGGGCGGCGGGCUGCCCACCUCUCUCCCUCCAGGCAUGUCCGCCCGCUUCAGGGUGGGUAUGAGCCUCGCACAAGCCUGCCAGGACAUCGGUUACAAAGGAGAGACCGGCUACCAGACGUUCCUGUACAGCAAUGAGCCUGAGAUCCGCUCCCUGCUCAUGUUCCUGGUGGAGAAGCUGCCUCGAGAAAGUGCAGAGACCUCAGACCAGCCAACAGGUAAAUCGGUGGUCCUCCAGAGAUCCAUCGCUGCUGCCAUCAAAGCCCAGCUGUCCGUGCCCUGGCUCCCUCCAAACUGCAGACUGCCUCUGAACUGUGAAACACAAAGUCCGGGAGAAUUGCACCGCUUCCACGUCCAGCCGCUGAGUUUAGCACACUGCACUAAAGGUCCCGGAAAGAAGCAGAUGAAAGAGGUGAAAGACUACCAGCGGGACAUUCUUCCUCCUGUAACCACCCAGCCUUCCCAUCACGCCUCAGUGGUGGCGUCCAUACUGGAGCAGCACACGGCCGAGCUGAGUGCUGCUCAGGAGUGGGACAACGAGUGGAACAGUCAGGGACUCCUGUCCCGCCUCACACCACAGGAGUAUCGCUCCAGGAAACUUGCCCGGCUGCGUAAACGUAUCGAGGAGCAGCUGCGCUCCGCUGCACUGCCCUCUCCUGAAAGUGCCUUUGGUGGUCCCUGCUCCACGUCUGACCUGUCCGAGCUGCUGCAGGCCUUCAGAGGCUCCGCCCCCUCUGACCACAUCCUGACCAAGGGCACCCACUUUACCCACACGCAGAAGUUCACUUUCACACAGGAGGCAGCACCAGUAACCGCCCCCCUCCCCGUUGGGCCUCAGUCAGAGAGUGAGAUCCAGCUCCGGCAGCAAGAGGAGCUGACUUCUCUUCAGCAGCAGUUUCAGCAGCUCUGCAGUGACGUUGAUCAGCUCGCAGCGGACCUGAAGCACAUGAGUGUCACUAACACACAGGUGUUGGACGAGCUGAAGCAGAGGGAGCUGGGAAACUCUGAAAGAGACGAGAAGAUGCAGGUGAAGAAGAAAACUGUCGACCUUCUGCCCGAAGCAGACGAAAACCUUUUGAAGCUUCAGGCUCUGGUCGAGGCCAGUGCCAAGCGUGUGGUGAACCUGGCCUCUCAGUGGGAGAAGCAUCGAGCUCCACUCAUCGACGAACAUCGCAGACUCAAGGAAAUCUGCAGCAACCAGGAUAUGGAGUCGUCCAGGAAGCUCACAGAAAUCAAGUCUCUGCACGACAAAAUCCGUGUGUCCACAGAGGAGGCCAAGAAGAAGGAGGAAAUAUACAAACAGCUGGUAACAGAGUUAGAAAACCUUCCUCAGGAUGCGUCUCGGUCUGCGUACACUCAGAGGAUUCUUGAGAUCGUCGGCAACAUCAAGAAGCAGAAAGAGGAGAUUACUAAGAUUUUAUCAGACACUAAAGAGCUCCAGAAAGAAAUCAACAACCUGACGGGGAAACUGGACCGGACUUUCGCUGUGACCGAUGAGCUCGUCUUCAAGGACGCCAAAAAAGAUGAAUCCGUUCGUAAGUCCUACAAGUACUUGGCUGCCCUGCAUGAAAACUGUAAUCAGCUGAUCCAAACCAUCGAGGACACCGGUACAAUCCUGAGGGAGAUCCGAGAUCUGGAGGAGCAGAUUGAGACAGAAAACAAUAACAAGACGGUGGCCAACCUGGAGAGGAUUCUGGACGACUACAAGGCGAUCCGACAGGAGAACUCUGCGCUUGCUGCCAAAGUGAGAGAAGGCUGAAGGAAGCUGGAUUUCUCUCCACUCUGCCUGCUGAGGCUGAAUGAACCCGGAGCCGCAGACGGACCUGAAACAGCACUCCAGCUUUCACUACGAAGAGACAGCUGUUCAUUAACACCACCCUCUGUUAUCAUUGGAGACCAAGCUGUUUUCUGUACCAUGGAACUAACCUGGCAUUUAAUGCACAAGCUGAAUGGAUGGGUCAGACUGAGUGCUGUGGCUGGACUCGUGGCUCCCUGAGGGUCCUCAUGCUGGUUUGAUCGCUCUCUACCUGAAUGAAACACAACACUGGACAGCAGAGGGCGCUGUCAGACCUUUUCUCUUCAAAUGUAAAGUCAUUCAUAUCAAUGUAUAAAAUGUUUUCAUAAGAUAUCUUGAUUAAAUUUAAACCUUUGAAUUUUUAAUACAGGAAUUAGUCCACCAUUUUCAGACAUUAGCCAGUCUCUUUGUGGUCAUGAUUCUAUUUGAACCGAGUAUGUUGAGUGAAUGGCCUUUUGAAUGUAAUCAUUAACAAUGUUGUCCAGCCCCAUCAGCAAAGUAUUGUUGUAUAUAUGGUACCAGCUUAAAUAAAGAUGCCUUACAAACUUGAA